Molecule: messenger RNA, 1489 nt
Organism: Topomyia yanbarensis
Lineage: Eukaryota; Metazoa; Arthropoda; Insecta; Diptera; Culicidae
Product: ninjurin-A-like
Exons: 3
Coding region: 423-1310 (295 amino acids)
Biological process (GO): cell adhesion; tissue regeneration
Cellular component (GO): membrane
Source: RefSeq, a predicted model, not a curated record
GGCAGCGGUAUGCGCUUUAUUUGUGUUUCGAUCGUCAUUCGUUCCAAACGGAAGCCGCCGUGGAUCGUUGCCCUCCGCGCUGUCGAUCGCCGCUGAUCUGUGAAUUCCCUCCAAGAGUAAGUGAUAUGUGUUAUGUUGUCGGAUCGAGUUUGAAAUACGAGUCCGAUUGCUGAAUCAGAUAAUUCCCGGAGCUGCUCCCGUCUGCUAAUAAGUGCAAAAAAUCUUGACUUUUAAAUUGAUUAAUUGUUUGAAGUUAAAUGUGUGAUCUGUCAACGAUGAUUGUGGAAGGUCACUGAAACCGGUUCCCGUGGAUUUAUCAUCAGUGUGUCAGUGAUGCAAUGUUGAAGAAGUGAUUCUGCUAUUUCAUUUGUUUAUCACAUAACAAGGUAACAGAAGUCUAAAACCGGUACUGAACAUACAAAAUGUCCAACCCUAACGACAGUGACAACAAACAUGUUGAAAUCACCAUCGAUGAAGACAAAAGUAAUGAGCCGGGAACAAACCCAACGCCAGUUACCCCCGUCGUACCGGAUGUGGUUAGCCAAUCCAAGGAGGAAGUCCGGCCACCGAAGUCCAACAGCAACACCAGAGGUCGACAGCUGAAACCAGAAAGAGCGGGUAAUCGCAGCAGAUCAAACAGCCGAUCACCUAACCGUCGGCUAAGGCGUGAUACAGUGGCCUCCCAGAACGAUGCCGUUCCAUUGCUCCCAUCGGAGGAGGGUCUACUGCCGAGACAGAAACCACCGAUAGCUGGCCCUGAAAUGGAUGAUGAUGGACCCGAUGGGGAUCGCAAUUAUGGCUCGAACGAUGAUCGAGGAAUUGAUGAUGGAUUUUUGGGCGAUGGACAGACAGGUCGAAGGACACCAGGCCGGAGAAAUAGUAUUCCCACACCAUUUCCAUACAGUCCCGAGUAUGGACCCGACUUACCACCUGGGGUCAUUACAACAACAACCGGAACGCGAGUCAUCCCAGAUCUGAACGUCUAUCAGCAGAAAAAGAGUCUCGCACAAGGAAUGAUGGAUUUGGCGUUACUUUCGGCCAAUGCCAAUCAGCUGCGAUACGUUCUAGAAUCCAAUGUGCGGCAUCCGUACUUCUACGUCAGCUUGAUUUUCAUCUCAACCAGUAUAAUCUGCCAGGUGGCUGUCGGAAUUGGACUCAUUUGGAAAAGUCGGUACAAUAUUAAAAAUCAGGAUGAUUUUUGUAAGGCCGAUCGAAUAAACAAUAUGGUGACGAUCGGAAUUUUUAUCAUAACGCUUGUCAAUGUGCUUAUAUCGGCAUUUGGAGUAGCAGAUACUCCUAAAGCUGGGUAACGGAAGAUCUGAAGUGGAGUCUCAUUAUUAGGAUUAGGAAUUGGAACAUUAUGACAGAUUUCUGAACUAUAUUUUAUUGUUUGAAUUGCAUUUAGUCACUAUUUUUUGAUGAUCAUCAAUCAUGUUGUAUGACAAAAAAUUCUCACAUGCUACCUUUUUAUAAGGUUCCGCGAAAUUCA